CCUGUCGGCUCCGCUCUGCAGCGCUCCUCGCCUUGGUCACCGCGCUACGGGCCCGUAAUGGCGGCAGCUGCGUAGCGGUUCCUGGGUCUCGCUCAAUCCCACAGGCCGCCGCUGCUCCGCGCGCUUGGGGCAGCCAUGGGCCGAGAGUCCAGGCAUUAUCGGAAGCGCUCCACAUCACGUGGACGAUCUGGUAGCCGUUCUAGAAGUCGAUCUCCAUCUGACAAAAGAGCAAAACGUGGAGAAGACAGACGAUCUAGAAGUAGAGAUCGAGAACGCAGGCGUGAGAGGUCACGCAGCAGGGAGAAGAGGAGAUCUCGGUCACGGGACAGAAAGCGCUUGAGACGUUCAAGAAGCAGAGAGAGGGAACGGAGCAGAGAGAGGAGGAGGUCACGCAGUCGAGAGAGAAGGAGGUCCAGAAGCAGAAGUAGACGGUCACGCUCCUCCAGUCCUGCCAAGAAUAAGAAAACAGAAAACAGCUCAAAGUCUAAAGAAAAGACAGAAGGUGUGGAAGUUUCCAAAGAAAAGAAAAAAGAGAAAGAAGACAAAGAAGAAGAAAAGGACAAAGAUGUUAGUAACUUUGAUCAGAACAAACUAGAGGAGGAAAUGAGAAAACGAAAAGAGAGAGUGGAGAAAUGGAGGGAAGAACAGCGCAAGAAGGCUAUGGAAAACAUAGGAGAACUGAAAAAAGAAAUUGAAGAGAUGAAACAAGGAAAAAAAUGGAGCUUAGAAGAUGAUGAUGAUGACGAAGAGGAGACUGCAGAAGGGGAAAAGGAAGAGGAGGAGAUUGAAGAUGAAGAAUUAGAUCCACUGGAUGCUUAUAUGGAAGAAGUUAAAGAAGAGGUCAAGAAGUUUAAUAUGAGAAGUGUGAAAGGUGGAGGUGGGAGUGAAAAGAAAUCUGGACCAACUGUUACCAAAGUAGUAACUGUGGUGACAACCAAAAAAGCAGCUGUGGAAUCAGAAAAGAAGAAAGGGGAGCUUAUGGAGAAUGACCAAGAUGCAAUGGAGUACUCAUCAGAAGAGGAGGAAGUUGAUCUUCAGACUGCCCUGACAGGUUAUCAGACCAAACAGAGGAAGCUGUUGGAACCAGUGGAUCAUGGAAAGAUAGAAUAUGAGCCCUUUAGGAAAAACUUCUAUGUUGAAGUUCCAGAGCUGGCUAAAAUGACCUUAGAGGAGGUGAAUGUAUACAGGCUGGAAAUGGAGGGAAUAAUAGUAAAGGGGAAAGGCUGCCCCAAACCAAUCAAAACCUGGGUACAGUGUGGUAUUUCCAUGAAGAUUCUCAGUUCCCUCAAGAAACAUGGCUAUGAAAAACCCACUCCAAUCCAAGCUCAGGCUAUCCCAGCAAUUAUGAGUGGGCGUGACUUGAUUGGUAUUGCUAAAACAGGAAGUGGAAAGACUAUUGCAUUCCUGUUGCCUAUGUUCAGACACAUCAUGGAUCAGAGAUCGUUAGAAGAAGGAGAAGGUCCAAUAGCUGUCAUCAUGACCCCAACCCGAGAGUUGGCUUUACAAAUUACCAAGGAAUGUAAGAAGUUCUCAAAGACACUUGGGUUUAGAGUUGUCUGUGUCUAUGGAGGAACAGGAAUAAGUGAACAGAUUGCUGAACUAAAAAGAGGUGCUGAAAUUAUUGUUUGCACACCUGGACGUAUGAUUGACAUGUUAGCCGCUAACAAUGGUCGGGUGACAAACCUUCGGAGAGUUACAUAUGUUGUACUGGAUGAAGCAGACAGAAUGUUUGACAUGGGUUUUGAACCACAGGUCAUGCGCAUUGUAGACAACAUCAGACCUGAUCGUCAGACAGUCAUGUUCUCUGCCACCUUCCCCAGAGCUAUGGAGGCAUUAGCUCGUCGAAUUCUGAAUAAGCCGAUUGAGGUGCAAGUUGGAGGCAGGAGUGUUGUUUGUUCUGAUGUGGAACAGGAGGUGAUUGUGAUAGAAGAAGAGAGCAAGUUCCUAAAGUUACUUGAACUGCUUGGGCAUUAUCAGGAGAAAGGAUCUGUCAUCAUAUUUGUUGAUAAACAGGAACAUGCUGAUGGAUUGUUGAAAGAUUUAAUGAGAGCCUCUUAUCCCUGCAUGUCACUUCAUGGAGGUAUUGAUCAAUAUGACAGAGACAGCAUAAUUAAUGAUUUUAAGAAUGGAGUAUGCAAACUUCUUGUGGCCACAUCUGUAGCAGCACGAGGCCUGGAUGUAAAGCAACUAAUGUUGGUAGUCAAUUACAGCUGUCCCAACCAUUAUGAAGAUUAUGUGCACAGAGCAGGCCGAACUGGACGAGCUGGCAACAAAGGGUAUGCCUUCACCUUCAUUACUGAAGAUCAAGCACGGUAUGCUGGUGAUAUAAUUAAGGCUUUGGAAUUGUCAGGAAAACCAAUUCCCGCUGAGCUGGAGAAGCUCUGGAGUGACUUCAAAGAUCAACAGAAGGCUGAGGGGAAAAUUAUUAAAAAGAGCAGUGGAUUCUCUGGCAAAGGAUUCAAGUUUGAUGAAACAGAACAGGCCUUGGCUAAUGAGCGAAAGAAACUACAAAAAGCUGCUCUUGGCCUUCAGGAUUCAGAUGAUGAAGAUACUGCUCUUGAUAUUGAUGAACAAAUUGAGAGCAUGUUCAAUUCAAAAAAGAGAGUAAAAGACAUGGCAGCACCAGGAACAUCUAAUGUGCCUACACCAACAGCUGGUAAUGCAGAAAAACUGGAAAUUGCCAAAAGACUAGCUUUAAGAAUUAAUGCUCAGAAGAAUCUUGGAGCAGAGGCACAAGUAUUGGUCCCUUUUCACUUUAAGGAUGUGAUGCAGCAGGCUACAAAUGCAAUCUUGAGAGGAGGCACAAUUCAGGCUCCUACUGUAUCUGCCAAAACUAUUGCAGAGCAACUGGCUGAAAAGAUAAAUGCCAAGCUCAAUUAUGUACCCAUAGAAAAACAAGAGGAAGAAAAACAGGAGGGAGGACAGAAUGAAUCGUUUAAGAGAUAUGAGGAGGAAUUAGAGAUCAAUGAUUUCCCACAGACUGCUAGAUGGAAGGUUACCUCCAAGGAAGCUCUGCAGAGAAUCAGUGAAUAUUCAGAAGCUGCCAUUACUAUCAGAGGAACAUAUUUCCCUCCAGGCAAAGAGCCUAAGGAAGGAGAACGAAAAAUUUACUUGGCUAUAGAGAGUGCCAAUGAACUCGCUGUGCAGAAAGCAAAAGCGGAAAUCACUAGACUUAUAAAAGAAGAACUUAUCAGAUUGCAAAAUUCAUACCAGCCAACCAACAAAGGAAGAUACAAAGUUCUGUAAAUAAUUGGCGUAACCUGUCUGCCAGUGGCUGGAGUCUGACAUUUCGAAGCUUCUAUUGUCUUUGGUGUUCCCACUGUUUAUAGUAAAUUAAGAUAUUUUUAUUUUUUUCCUUUGGUAACAUUUUUAACACAAAAUUGGUAUUUGCUGAGAUCUCAUUCUCUUCACUAAGGUUAGCAGUCUUAAAGCAGAUUAGUUUUGUCAGGCCAUGAUUUAAUUGAAAUGUAUAAUUUAUAUAGUUUUCACUGUAAAACUACUGAAUAAAACAGAUUUUAAUUGUCCUGACAUUCUAGUUUAGUGUAAAUUAAAUGAUUUCAGCUUUGCGUUGGAAUUUAAGGUGUACUUAUAGCCUCACGUUUUACGGGUAGUCCACACCUGUGCAAUUUAUUGUGGAGUAGUAAAACAGACCAACAUGAGGGCAUAUUACUCCAUAGCAUCUCUGUGGCUUAUUCCAUAUGCAUUCUCUCUCUGCAAAACCUGGGCCAUUGAUAACAGUGAGAGUCCUGUGCUGAUCAAAGUGGAGAAUUGUGUCUUAGCACAAUUAAAAUUUGGCUUUAUGAAUAUUUUCCCCAUCUUUUAUUUUUUUUCUUUCUAUUUGUUUUUUACUUCCUAUUUGUUUAUUAUUUGAGGAAUAGAAUAGUUAAACCUUUGCAUUUCCUAUCUCAGUCUAAAAGAGAAAUUACUUCUGCAAUGAAAUAUGAAGUUUGACAUAUUUGUAUAGUGUUAUGUAUACAUUUAAUGUGUUUCUUCCAGGACUAUUGUCUUUAUACUAUUAGAGAAUGGCUUUAGACAAAAAAUUAGAUUUGUAAGUCAACUCCACAAACAUUGACCAUUAUUGCAGCGGUGGAAUGUGAUAGCUUCCUGAUAGUCCAUUGUUUUUAACCCACUUCUCUCUCAUCCUCAGAAGCCUUUAGCAUUUCACAUUGUUAUUAUCAAGAUUUUUUUUAAUCCCUUGUCUUUUCUGUAACCAAGCAGUCUGAAUUAUUGAAUCAUUCUAGCAGCUGAAAAAGCUUUCAAGAAAGUGAAAAUUACAAAGUUUUUGUAGAAAGCUUUCCUUACCUGACAUCAUGGAAAAAAUGUAAUUUUAAAACAGCUAUGUGUAUGUACUGCUUUAACCCUAGUGAAGAACAAAUCAAAUGCUUGCAUCAUCAUGGUUAUAAAUUCAUUUUUUCAAAAAAUCACUUAUUUUUACAUCCACACCAGUUUUGAGAUACUGAUAAACCUGUCCGCUAUUUUGAGAUCAAUUUACCUUAUUUUUGAUGUAGAAAAAGGGAAUACCAGCCAUAUCCACUAAGUUCUAUACAUUUAUUCUGCUAGGAACAACUGUAAUAUAAUACUUACAAAGGAUUAAAAAAAAAACCCUUAAUGGAGCUAAAAGAAGCACAUAUAGGAAAAUUUUCUCAAAGUUCAAACAAAAUCUCAGAUAUUUGCAAAAUCAGAUUUCCUUCAAGUGUUUCUGGCUUCCUUUAGUUAGGAUUAUUUAUUAUGUAAGAUGUUUCACAGUUUGUGCUGACUUGUCUAACUUUUUGACAGUGCUGUAAAUUGCCAUGCCCCCCAGAGUUGUGGUGGGUUUUGAUAUGUUUGGUGUAGAGCACUUUCUGGUUCAGGCAUUCUGACUUUUUUUUUUUAAAUGUCUUUAGUUUGAAAUUUUCAUGUUGAUAUCUACUGAGCAAAGCUCUGGUGGAGAUACUUAAUGUGAUUUCCAGCUCAAUGAUGUUGGAUUUUCAGUGAGACUGGACAGUGUACAAUCUUCCAAGGUUUUUUAAAUGCAAUGUCAAUAUUCAUAUUUUUUUUAAUUCCUCUAAAAAAUAAAAAUAAUUUCAAUGUGU
Pelodiscus sinensis (Chinese soft-shelled turtle) is the source of this 5072-nucleotide messenger RNA. RefSeq names its product DEAD-box helicase 46 (gene DDX46). The record is from RefSeq and is a predicted model, not a curated record. Gene Ontology annotation, molecular function: ATP binding; RNA helicase activity; nucleic acid binding. Lineage: Eukaryota; Metazoa; Chordata; Testudines; Trionychidae.